Molecule: messenger RNA, 798 nt
Organism: Saccharomyces eubayanus
Lineage: Eukaryota; Fungi; Ascomycota; Saccharomycetes; Saccharomycetales; Saccharomycetaceae
Gene: ARO5
Product: Aro5p
Exons: 1
Coding region: 1-798 (265 amino acids)
Source: RefSeq, a predicted model, not a curated record
AUGGAACUAGCCUCAAUAAAGGACUUGGAAACGGAUCAAGCAAAAAUUUGCUUGGUUAAGGCAUUAAAGGAGUCCGUAUGUAAGACUCUUUUAGAAUUCGUGGAUAUUCAAAUCGAGUGUUUUAUGUAUCCCAACGAUCCAAAGCGUUUUACGAGAAUAUUCAAAGACAAUAAAAUGUUAAAUGAAACAUGCAAUAAAGAAGGUAAAGCAAAAAACUACCCAUUAUCAAUGGGUAUUGGACAUUCAGCCCUAUUUUCUUUGAUUUACAUAAGACAGAAAACAAACUCACUACGAUCGUUGAACGAACAGGAACGGUCCCCAACCGAGCUUGUUGAAGAUCUAAAUAACAAGCUAAAAAGCAUCGGCGAAGUCUAUAAUCACCUCAAUGAACUAUAUCAUUCUUACUUAAUGGUAAAGUACAAUAACAUAGGCCAUCAAAAACUACUGGGUGAUUUCGUCACCCAAAGUGACUUCAUGUUUGACAUCCUCCGCAGGUACGCUACGAUUACAUCUUCAGUAGCGAAGAGCAGCGAGAACAACAGCCGUCUGGUAGGUAUUACUAAUCAUUUCAUCGAAGAUACCAACGUAUUUUAUAAACGCAUAAUCAGUAAUUCCAACGCAUACGCGGAAUAUGAUCUCGUGAAACAUGGUGUAAAUAGAAAUUCUAGUGAAGAAACAUUAGUCGAACUUGAAUUCAAAAAACUGGACGUUUCAGGCAUGCAUCUCGACGAUGAAUUUGAUGAUUUCCUACAGAAUAGGAAAGAGUCUCUGAAAAUUACCCAUAGGAGAGUCAUAUAG